Messenger RNA from Myotis myotis, 433 nucleotides. RefSeq names its product outer dense fiber protein 3. Gene Ontology annotation, cellular component: cytoskeleton; outer dense fiber. The record is from RefSeq and is a predicted model, not a curated record. The transcript has 2 exons. Bases 1 to 318 code for a protein of 105 amino acids. Lineage: Eukaryota; Metazoa; Chordata; Mammalia; Chiroptera; Vespertilionidae.
AUGACAGAAGAAGUAUGGGUGGGAACCUGGAGGCCCCAUCGCCCCCGGGGGCCCAUCAUGGCCCUCUACAGCAGCCCGGGCCCCAAGUACCUGAUUCCACCCACCACAGGCUUCAUGAAGCACACGCCCACCAAGGUGCGGGCGCCGGCCUACAGCUUCCGCGGGGCCCCUCUGCUCCUGGCCGAGAACUGCUCCCCAGGGCCUCGCUACAGUGUGAACCCCAAGGUACUGAGGACUGGCAAGGACCUCGGCCCCGCCUUCUCCAUCCUGGGGCGCUACCACACCAAGACCACGAUGACCCCUGGCCCCGGUGAGUGACGGUGGCCCAGCCCAGCCCAGCGGCAGCCACUGCACCCAGAGCCGAGCCGGAGCUGAGCCGGAGCUGAGCCGGAGUCGAGCUGGAGUUGGGGUGGGAGGGAGCACAUCCUUGGCA